Molecule: messenger RNA, 1945 nt
Organism: Rubroshorea leprosula
Lineage: Eukaryota; Viridiplantae; Streptophyta; Magnoliopsida; Malvales; Dipterocarpaceae
Source: the annotation of a GenBank genome assembly
UCGUCGAAACGUCCCACUUCUCUUUUGAGUCCUUUGCAACACCCUAAGGUACCUAGCAAAGAUGGAGCAGAAAAGUGAAGCCCAGACAAAUGCUGUCGACCAAGAGAAAUGGGUUUAUGAUUCCUCUGUGGAUCAUAAAGGGAGGGUUCCUCUUCGUUCUUCCACCGGCGUUUGGAAAGCUUCUUUCUUUAUUAUUGCAAUUGAAUUUAGUGAGAGGUUGAGUUACUUUGGAAUAGCAACUAGUUUAAUCCUGUAUCUAACCAUGGUCAUCCACCAAGACCUCAAAACAGCAGCUAAGAGUGUGAAUUAUUGGUCUGGCGUCACCACAUUGAUGCCCCUUCUUGGUGGGUUCUUGGCUGAUGGUUACUUGGGCCGAUUCAACACUGUUCUGUUUUCGACCAUGGUCUACCUUUUGGGUUUGCUUCUGUUGACAUUGUCCUGGUUUCUGCCGAGUUUAAGGGCCUGUGAUGCUGAUGUGUGCACUGAGCCCAGGAAGCUCCACAAAAUCAUCUUCUUCCUUGCCAUAUACUUGAUCUCCAUCGGAACCGGAGGGCACAAGCCGUCAUUGGAGAGCUUCGGCGCCGACCAGUUCGACGAUGAUCACUCGGAAGAAAGAAAGAAGAAAAUGUCGUAUUUCAAUUGGUGGAACUCUGGCCUCUGUAGCGGACUCCUGUUGGGUGUGACUGUAAUUGUUUACGUGCAAGAUCAUGUCAACUGGGGAGUUGCGGAUAUCAUCUUGACUGUCGUUAUGGCGCUUUCCCUGUUAAUCUUCGUCAUCGGAAGGUCCGUUUACCGCUACAGGAAUCCGAUGGGAAGCCCCUUAACGCCGAUGCUUCAAGUUCUUGUUGCUGCAAUUUCCAAAAGAAAAUUGUCUUAUCCGUUUUGUUCUUCGGAGUUGUAUGAAGUUCCCAAGUCUCAGAAGGGUCAAGGCCAAGGAAGGCUUUUGUGCCAUACCAAGAAGCUCCAGUUCCUUGACAAAGCUGCUAUACUUGAAAACAAGGAAGAUUCAUUUGAAAACCAGAGUCCAUGGAAACUUGCAACCGUGACCAAAGUGGAGGAGAUGAAGCUUGUUCUCAACUUGAUCCCUAUUUGGCUUGCAACUUUACCAUUUGGAGUUUGUGUGGCGCAAGCUGCAACAUUCUUCAUCAAACAAGGGACUACAAUGAACCUAAAAAUGGGAAAUUUCAAAAUCCCUCCUGCCUCAAUCUACUCCUUAGGCGCCAUUGGAAUGAUCAUCUCUGUCACCUUAUACGAAAAAAUCCUCGUACCAUUGUUAAGAAAGACAACAGGAAACGAGAGAGGCAUCAAAAUUCUACAGAGAAUUGGUAUUGGGAUGCUUUUCUCCAUUUCUACCAUGAUUGUUGCAGCCCUGGUUGAGAGAAAGAGGCUUCAUGUUGUAAAAAAAGAAGGUUCAUCACUCUCCAUGAGUGUCUUCUGGUUGGCUCCACAGUUCCUCAUAAUUGGGUUUGGAGAUGGGUUUGCCCUGGUUGGCUUACAAGAGUACUUCUACGACCAAGUUCCGGACUCCAUGAGGAGUUUAGGCAUUGCCUUUUACCUCAGCGUGAUCGGAGCUGCAAAUUUCGUCAGCAGCUUGUUGAUAACGAUUGCUGAUAACAUCACAAAGAAAGGAGGAAAAAGUUGGUUUGGCAAAGACUUGAACAGCAGCCGCCUGGAUAACUUCUAUUGGCUCUUGGCUGGAAUCACAGCAGCCAACUUGUGCAUUUAUGUUGUCUUGGCAAAGCGCUAUACAUACAAAAAUGUGCAGAGGAAUGUGACCGUUGCUGAUUGCCACGAAAGUGAUGAUGCAGGGUCAAUGGCUUAAUGAUGUAUAAUUAAUCGUUCAGAUAGCAAUAAGAAUAGUAUAAUAAUUAGUUCAUAAAAAAAGAAAAAAAGAAUAGUAUUAAUUGAUUAGUUUUUUUAUCAGAAAUAGACUCAAUUGUGUUUC